CCAUGGCCUCCGGCGAACUUCCGGUGCAAAUCGAAGAACAAGACGACGAACUCUUCGAGAUCGAUCUGGAGGCCGUUAACAGCAUUGUUCCUCCGCCGCAUUGCUCCGAUUCUGCUUACACUUUCUUCACCGCCGGCGCCGCCCUUCUCGCCAACUGUUUACUUCCGAUCGCCGACGUCUCCAACGCCGUUCCGAUGGCCGAUUCGGAGCCGACGCGUCUCGAGAAGCUUCUUCUCUUGCCGCCGGGCUUCGGUAUUCUGGCAUUGAUUGAUCGAUCGGAAAUGAAAAUAAACAGGGGAUGAAUUUCGAUUUGUUAGGGUUUUUAUUUUUCUCUCUGAUUUCGUGGUGUAGGGAUUUUCCCGGAAAAUUCCCCCUCGAUUUUCUUUCUUCGAGGGCAAAAGUAGUGAAGAUUUUUCUGUUGAGAGGGAAAGAAUUUGACGAUUAUAGGGAUUAUAGGGAAAUUUAUCUAGGUAACUUUAAAAAUUUUAAUUUUGGUUGCAUCUUUUUUACUACGGCUUGAGAUG
Molecule: messenger RNA, 524 nt
Organism: Momordica charantia (bitter melon)
Lineage: Eukaryota; Viridiplantae; Streptophyta; Magnoliopsida; Cucurbitales; Cucurbitaceae
Source: RefSeq, a predicted model, not a curated record